UUACUAUUUAUUGACCAUAGACAAUCAGCAGCGUUGACUGGACCCUUACUCUUUCUGGGUUCCUCCGUUCAAUAUAAAUGCGUCCAAAGGUCCUUCUGGCCUCCAAGUGAUCAGCUAGACUUUUCUCUCUUGAAUUCUGUAACAUUCUUUUCUUGGCUUCGGGACCUGCAACUUUAUCUGAUAUACUUCUGGUAUCCUCGAACCUUUCAGCAAUGAAGAAAGUGGUUUUGAAAGUGGAACUGCAUAAUGACAAAGGAAAGCAAAAGGCCAUGAUGAAAUUAUCGGGCCUUUCAGGCGUUGAUUCCAUCACCUCGGACUUGGAGGACAAGAAAAUGACGGUGAUCGGGGACAUCGAUCCAGUUGAUAUAGUGAGCAAGUUGAGGAAGCUCUGCCGCCCAGAGAUACUCUCUGUUGGACCAGCAAAAGAGCCUGAGAAGAAGAAGGAUGAUAUGGCCGAGCUUUUGACAGCGUACCAAGCCUAUAACUAUAAUCCUUACAUGGCCACACAUUAUUAUGCAGAGGAGGAUCCUAACAGUUGCGUGAUCUGUUAAUUCUUAUAUCUUAGAAGAAUAUUAACGUCCAAAAGGUUGGUGUUCAAGAAUAGAGGUCUCUGCUGGACAGUAGUAGGUGAUAGUGAGUUGAUUGAUCUUUAUGUUUCGUUGCGCGCUUGGGAUGUUACGUACAUUGUUUUGGUUAGUGGGUUUUAAACUUUUACAUCAA
Juglans microcarpa x Juglans regia is the source of this 720-nucleotide messenger RNA. RefSeq names its product heavy metal-associated isoprenylated plant protein 39-like. Bases 213 to 551 code for a protein of 112 amino acids. NCBI's taxonomy places the organism in Eukaryota, Viridiplantae, Streptophyta, Magnoliopsida, Fagales, Juglandaceae. Gene Ontology annotation, molecular function: metal ion binding. The transcript has 4 exons. The record is from RefSeq and is a predicted model, not a curated record.